UGCUACAUCCUCAGUUGUAGUGCUAACCAUCAUGCAUCCAUCGUUCAUCCUUUUGAGUUUUUUAACCAUCGGCAGUGCCCAUGAUUCCGCAUUUAAAGUGUUGUCAAAAUUCUACAACCAGUGUUCGGACAAAACGGUACUUUUAAAAUGUUUGAAGAUACAAAGUUUGAAGGUGAUGGAUCGAGCUCUGCACGCAAAAAACAUAAACAUUAUCGAGGGAGUGAGUCUCGUCGGCGAUAGGCAAAGUCGAGACUUAGUGGAGCCUUUGAAUGGUACUACCGUGGAGAAGCUUUCAUCCGAAGAAGUCGACAUGAAACUCGAGGAUACAACUGCCAGGUUUCUGGAUAGUCACAGAAUUGCAGUGAACAUAUCUAAACUUGUCGAAGAAGGAAGAAAGCGAGGUGGUAGCAAAAAAGGUGGAUGGGCUGCGUUGAUGGUCGCUUUAGCUAUUAAGGGUAGUUUUCUCGCUAUGGCGUACCAAGGUAUCGCCGUGAUGUCCGGUACUGCUAUCAUCGUGGGCAAAAUGGCUCUCAUUUUGAGUGCGAUUUUGGGUUUAAAGAAACUAGUGAGCAGUGGACACGAAAGAACUACUUUUGAAAUUGUAAAAGUACCGAAGUAUUCGGAAAGUCAUACCCAUUCGACGUCGUACGACGACGAUGAUCAUCAUUAUCGUCGAUCGUUUGAUGUUUUUGGGCGGCGGAUUGCUUAAAAUUAGUAGUAGGUGUUUGUCUGCGUGUAAUUAAGUGGUAAUUUAGUGGUAAUAAAAUAUAAAAGGUGUACGAUUUAUGAGAAAAAAUCAGGUUUAUGGGUUUGUUCGAUGAUCGAGCAUAUGUUGAGUAAAAGUGAUGUCAAGUUGUGCUAAAUGAGUAAAUUUGCGCAUCCUUGAUGCAUUAGCACGCGACUGAAGAAUUGUGCUAAAUAGAGAUAAUUGCUGUAUGGAUAAGUUUCUUCGAGUUUAUUGGUACUUUCGCUAUUGUUUUUAUCAUUUUCAUGAUAAGUUAGGAAAGCCAAGGUCCGUGAAAGUGCUACUUUUUCAAAAAGUGUUGUGAAUAAAAUGCUUUAGGCCUC
Messenger RNA from Zophobas morio, 1068 nucleotides. RefSeq lists its product as uncharacterized. Bases 32 to 709 code for a protein of 225 amino acids. The record is from RefSeq and is a predicted model, not a curated record. Gene Ontology annotation, cellular component: membrane. NCBI's taxonomy places the organism in Eukaryota, Metazoa, Arthropoda, Insecta, Coleoptera, Tenebrionidae. The transcript has a single exon.